AUGCGAUCAAACAGCAUAACACGUAUGCAAUCCAAGAAUAAUACACGAUUAAUAUAUAGUGUUCAGUGAGUUUCAUAUAAGAUAAUGAAAGAUGGUCUUUCACAUUUUAGAUUUAUUAAUUUUGCGCCUCGUCGUGGUGGCGCUAGUCUACAGAAAUGUGGUAGGUCAAUCAGUGGCAAUAUGCGAUGGAAUUCAAGAUAGCAUUGACUUAACGAACACCUACAAGACUAAAGCAAUGCCCGACUUAAUGAAGAACUUAAAUGAUAUUUAUAAAGUCAUACUCGGAGAAAGUAAAACUGACGACACGUUGACCUCUGCAGAAAAGAAGUCACUGAGAGCGAUUCUUAAAAGUCUAAAGCCAAUGCCAAAACAGGUCAAACUUAUCCAAAAGGGAAUUUCGGCCAUGAGUUCAGGCUCUCCCCGCGUCAAAUCAAAGUACAGGGAACUGGACGAAAAUAAUUACAUCAGUAUAUUAGGAGACAAUCUAAUGAAACAGGCCGAUGACUACUUGUCCUCGUUUGAUUCACUAACAUGGGAACAAAAACGAUCGCAAAUUAAUACUCUGUCGUCACUUGGUAAAAGAUGGGGUAAAGAUAUAGCCAGUGCACUUAAAAAGCUUGAUGAUGGUUCGGAAAAGACGACACUGACCUCUCUGAAAAAGAUUUUCAAACCCUUCAGUAAACAGCUACUAAAAGUGUCUAAGGUACUUUCCAAAAUAGAAUCGAUGUUUAAGUCACUUUUGAAGAAAGCAAGUGAUUUUAAAGACGGCUAUGAAUGUGAUGACGCAGCAUCGGAUACCACUACUGUACAACAAACCACACCCAGGACUUAUAGAAGACAAACGACACCAAGACCUGCUACACCGAGACCAACGACACCGAGACCUACUACUCUAAGACGAACAACGCCUAGAACAACGACGGCAAGGCGGACAACACCAAGGCGGACAACCCAGCGACCAACGGCGACAACAGAACAAGGGCAAUUAGAGUGUCCAACUAAUUUUGAUCCGGUUUGUAGCGAAACUACUAGUGGCGUUCGCUGUAAAUGCGAUUGUCCGUUUUGUGUUCUCAAUG
Owenia fusiformis is the source of this 1076-nucleotide messenger RNA. The record is from the annotation of a GenBank genome assembly. Lineage: Eukaryota; Metazoa; Annelida; Polychaeta; Sabellida; Oweniidae.